Maudiozyma barnettii is the source of this 996-nucleotide messenger RNA. RefSeq names its product electron carrier DRE2 (gene DRE2). The record is from RefSeq and is a predicted model, not a curated record. Gene Ontology annotation, molecular function: iron-sulfur cluster binding. Gene Ontology annotation, biological process: iron-sulfur cluster assembly. Gene Ontology annotation, cellular component: cytoplasm. Bases 1 to 996 code for a protein of 331 amino acids. The transcript has a single exon. NCBI's taxonomy places the organism in Eukaryota, Fungi, Ascomycota, Saccharomycetes, Saccharomycetales, Saccharomycetaceae.
AUGUCUACAACUAAAAUCGGUCUAUUGCUAAUCCACCCAGCUGUAACUACCACUCCAGAGUUGGUACAAGAUGUCAAAGAAGGUUCAACAGAGAGAGGUAUCAAGUUUGUUGACCAAUACCUAGUUAACAAGGUUAACGACUCAUCCAUUAAAUUGAAGCCAUCUACUUACGACGUUAUCCACUAUUUGACUCCUGAGAAAUCAGAUGCUAUUUUGUUCCCAAAAAAGCUUAUUCCAGUUUUACAAGCUUCCAUGAAGCCAAAUGGUAACUUCUAUGGUCUAAGUGAUAUAUACAAGGUCGACGCAUUAAUCAACGGCUUUGACAUUGUUAACGAUUCAAACGAUUUGUAUCAUUGGGUUAAUAAAGCUAAUAUUGAUAAACCUGUUUCUAAGCUUGUUUCUUUGAAGUCCACUGAUUCUUCAAAUUCCAGUUCAUCUUUACCUUCAUUCAAGAAGAGUGUCAACUCUGGUAAAGUCUUACCUUCUUUCAAGAAGCUACCAACAUUCCAGAAAAAGAGUGAUGGUCCACAGAUUGUUAAACUAGCUGAUGAUAACGAUGAAUUAGAUGAGGAUAUGGAUGAAGAAGUAUUUAGUGAUUUUUCAAAGACUCAGUUCUUCGACGAAAUGGAUGACGAGGAUUCCAUUGAGGAAGAUAAUUUGAUCUCUGAAAAGGGUCAAAAUAACGUCAUUACUAUGAUUACAUGUGGUAAGACUAAGACCUCUAGAAAGAAGGCCUGUAAGGAUUGUUCCUGUGGUAUUAAGGAAGAAGAAGAGCAAGAGAUUGACAACAUUAGAAGUCAACAAGAAAAGGUUGUCCAAUUCACUGAAGAUGAACUUACUGAAAUCGAUUUCACUAUCGAAGGUAAGAAAGUAGGUGGUUGUGGUUCUUGUUCUCUAGGUGAUGCUUUCAGAUGUUCUGGGUGCCCAUACCUUGGUCUGCCAGCUUUUAAGCCAGGUGAGAAGAUUAAUUUGACCAGUAUUUCUGAUGACUUGUAA